Messenger RNA from Limulus polyphemus (Atlantic horseshoe crab), 8707 nucleotides. RefSeq names its product lysine-specific demethylase 3A-like. Gene Ontology annotation, biological process: regulation of transcription by RNA polymerase II. The coding region runs from base 1402 to 7236 and encodes 1944 amino acids. NCBI's taxonomy places the organism in Eukaryota, Metazoa, Arthropoda, Merostomata, Xiphosura, Limulidae. Gene Ontology annotation, cellular component: histone deacetylase complex; chromatin. The record is from RefSeq and is a predicted model, not a curated record. Gene Ontology annotation, molecular function: transcription coregulator activity; chromatin DNA binding; histone H3K9 demethylase activity. The transcript has 22 exons.
CAAGCCCUUGUUGACAAGGCAGGAGUACUGAGGUACAAGUAUAAACCUAUUGAGUACCUGGUAGAUAAAGACCUCGACUUCGUCGACUACUCCAAGCUAAAGGAUUAUCAGGAAUUGACCCUGACAGAUGACACUGUAUUAGAGGAGCACAGUGAAGACCCUUGUCUAGUGCAAAUCAAACUGAUUGGUGAAGGAAUCGUGGAAUCGAUUUUGAAAGGUGAAAACAUUGGCAUUACCCCCAGAAGACGAGCUUGUACUCAAAAUAACCAGCAUAAUACGGGCCAUUACACCAGGACCCGCAGUCAGGUUGGCUGUAGUUUUAGCAACAGUCGUUUCACAACUGCCGCCAUCUCUAAGAAGCUCCGUCCGCUUGCUAGCGGCGAAAAAGUUUCCAGUGGAAAGCAAGAAGAAUCAGUUGUUACUUCAGUGGAACAGAGCCAAAAAUCAAUUUGUAUUGCUGUAACAGAAGAACAGAGACGAAAACCAAGGUUUUUUGGAACAGCAGCAGAAACAAAGCAAAAAUCAAGCUUUAUUGUUAGAGCACAAGAUCAUAGGCAGAAACAAGGGCCCAUUUUUGAAGCAGCAGAACAUAAACAGGUUGCUAAUUCUUUUGUAGCAGUAGAAGAACAGAAACCAAAGUUCAUUGUUGCAAAAGAAGAACCAAGACAGAAAGAAAGGUUUUCUGUUGCGCCAGAGGAACCGAAAAGAAAAAAAACUGGUACAAAGACUUGCCAAUCAGUAGUUAAUCAGACUGUGAAGAAGUCAUUUAGAAAUCAUGUAGUGAGAAGAAAAGAAAAGAAAGCUGAAAAUAAAAGUGAGCUGAAUUCAUUGAUAAAACCUUCCAGUAAUAAAGGUACAUUAAUAAAAAAAGAAAAGACCCAACAACAAGCUAGAAUAUGUGAACUUUCUAAAAGAAAAAGAAAACUUGUUGAAUUUAAAGAGCCUGUGAUUAGAAUUGAGAGAAACUCUUUUGUUGUCCAAGACAGCAGAACACACAGCCAGGGAUCAGCUUCUGAACAUAAAAUAUCAGAAAGUACUUGCUUAUUCAGCAAGGUCAAUACAGAAAAGGAGAAAGAAGUAAAAGUUGAAAGAGAUAAAGAUAUUAACACAAAGACUAAAUUUGAAAUAGUUGCUGCUAGACAAAAUGACUCCAGUAUUUCCACUGUAGUGGAUGUUGCUAACAGUUUGCCCAUUGUCUCAUCACUUUCAUGUAAAUCAUAUCUGGCUGUGAAACCAAGCAGUGUUGCUGUAACUUGUUCAAAGGCUCAAACAUUAGACAGUCUGGUCCAAGCAACAACUUUGGGGGUUAGUACUUCUUCUGUUGCAAAUGUUAUAGUGUCCAGUAACCAUGGUAACUCAAAUCAAGUACAGGUUGUUGCUACUCAUUUCCAUACCCCUGAGAUGUCCAAUUUAGAAGUGCAAAAAGUUUCUGAUGAGGCUUGCACAGCUAACAGUUUCCCCAAACAUGACACCAGCAUUCCUAUGAUAAACAACAAAACUGAAUCAGUGAAUAGAGACUCUAACCAAGUAAAGGACACCAUCAGUAACAUACCUCACAUUGACUACAACUACGUUCAACGUGUCAUGCAUCCAACUGGACUAGUUCACACAGCAAUCUCUGCUACAGGAGCUUAUACUCAACUUUCUAAUGCCACUGAAUCCAUCCGAAUGUCAGGUGCACGUUUACCACCUACUCAGCUUGGAACUUAUGGUAUGACUUCUCCACGUGUGUUUCCUACACAUCCAGUAUCUGGUUUAGCCAGCUCUGGCCAUAUGGACCAGCACACACUUCACUCUCAAGUGUACCGUCAGAUGUUGCCACAACACACAAUGCUUCCUCCACAGUAUCGAUCACCUGUGGGAGUGGACAUGUUAUGGACUCAGAAAUAUCCCCAUUUGUCCUCAUUGCCCAAUUCCUGGGCCCUGGCACAGGCCCACUAUCAAGAGGAACUACGUGUAAUGGCCCAUGAACGGGAUAGGCAAACCAGGGUAGAGAGUGAACAACGAGAAGAGCAGUACAGGUUAGAACGAAUGAAGAUAGAGAGAGAAAAAUCAGAAAAAGGAAGACGAGAACACCAAGAAAAAAGACAGCAAGAAAAAGAGAGACGUGUUCAAGAGAAACAGGAAAAAGAAUACCAGGAGAGAGAGAGAUUAAAAAGAGUGUAUGUAGAUAGAGAGAGACAAGAAGAAGACCACGAGCGAGAACGAGCAGCAAGAGAAGUACAGCAACAUUUUGAAGAAUCCCUGAGAUUAGCAAAUCAAAAGAAACACACAGGAUGGAGCCCAAUUGUUAACCUUCCACUGACUAAAUCACCAGUUGUAGACAGAGAUAGUCCUGGUAUUGUGAGACCAGAUCAAGGGUUAUUUAAGCUAAAGAGAGAGAAAAUAAAAGAACAGAUGGAUACAGAAGUUAAAGAAAAGCAUGGAACAAUGGGAACACAGAUUCGACAAGAGUCAGAUUGUUGGCUAGUACCCAUGCAACAUCAAAACCAUGCAGUAGAACAACAUAUUCAGUAUAACAAAAAACACUCCUUCAUAUACCCUCAGCAACAAGCAAGCAGUUCCAGGUUGAACCAAGAGUGCUACUCUCCAAAACAGAACAGACCUAGUCCUGGUCCAGCUCAAUCCAAAACAGAACCUAGUUUCAGUCUCUAUGGAUACCAACCUUUUCAGCAUAUGUACAUCACCCCUGCCCAGUUAAAAGCCAGGGAAGAAAGCAAAAACCUAAUUGCUCCCUUACAACCUGUUGGUACAUCAUCUGAAGUUCUAGCGGAAAAAGAUUAUACUGUAGUAGGAGGUCCAAGUCGCACAGGUACACCUAGUAGUAGCCGAAGUAAUUCCUCUGAAAUUCGGCCACUUGCUCUCUCUCCGAAACAGUCAUUAAAGUUAGUACAAGAGUGUUCAAGUUCUCCUCAGAUGCUGGUUGGUGGGGAUGGAGUUUUUAAGCCAUAUGAUUAUUCUGCUUCAAGUCCUGCUCCUGCUCACCAAAAUACCCCUUCCCCUAAAAGGGUGGUAACCUCACAAUACUCCCUUCCCCUUCAAGAUCAACCACAAAAUCUAGUGAAACAAGAAUAUCAAAAACAUCAGCUAAAGCAUGGAGCUCCAACUCCUCAAUCCUCAACCCCACCUGAGACAUUCUCAGGGGGUUAUUCGAUUAGCCAUCUUUCGGCUAAAGGGAAUAUAUCAUUAUCACCUACAACAUUCUCAAACAGCCUAAUUCAGGCAGGUUUGGUGCCAAAUCCAAUCUAUACAUCUACUGUGGGCUCAGUCUCCACCACUACAGCAACUCAGGCAAUUGUUGAUGGGGUCCCAAGUUCGGUUCUAGUCCAUCCUUACAUGCAUCAAACCUCUAGCAUUUCUAAACUUCCUGAUACAUCACUGAGUAAGACCAAUAGUGUGUUAAAUCUGGAAUCACAUUCUCAAGUAUCUUCAUGCUCUAGUGAGACACGACCUGUUGAUCGAACAUCAUCAACAUCGCCUUUAACCAAAAAAUCGUCCAUUCCAAGUGUAAUGGCUAGGCAGUCUCCCUCUCCAAUGCUCUUGUCAAGCACAAAACUACAAACUGUACCUGUAUAUAACCUCCCUGUAACUAGUCCAACUAAUGAGCCAAUCCCACCUGUUUCCAACACAUCUCUUGCUCAAAUACAACCAUUGAACUUACACAGUACUUCUGUACUUGCUUCUACCAAACGCGGGUUAGCAAAAGAAGACAUUUAUUCAAAACGACAAAGAAAAAAGGAAGACUUAGUUUCUCAACCUAAUAUUCAGAAUGUGAUGAUUGAAGAGAUCACUUCAGCCAGCAAGGUGUCAACAGUACCUACAUUUGUUACUUGUACCACAGUUGUGACACAGCAAAGUUCAAGUUUCAUGGAUUCAUUUUGUUCCUUUGUAAGUUCAUCCCAGCUUUCAACCCAGGAUUCUUAUCACCGUUACAGCAAACAUGCUAAAGUCAGGCAUAAGAGCAAAGCUAUAGUGGCUAACUCAAAAGACAUCUCAGAAAUUCCCUCAUCAAUCGGUAGUGCUAGUACAGGACAAGGUCAAACUUUGGAUUCAGACACAGAAAUUAGAAUUACCCCUAGUCCAGCACUGAGCACCUACACUAACUACAGUUCCAGCAGUGGAAGCUCUAAUACAAAUCAUACCAAGUUGAAAAAAGCCUGGUUGCAGAGACACUCUGAAAAUGAAGACAAAACAAAUGUUGAAAAUGCUGAGUCUUUAGUGAAAAACCCUGGGGUUGCUGUUGUGAAAGUAGAAGACAUAGACUUGAAUGCCCCUCUAGUUUCUACUGCUUCCUCAGCCCAUUCUACAGUCAAUUCUAAGUCAUCUGAGAAAAACUCUUCCAACAAAGAGCUUAAGAAUAAAACUAAAAACAACUCUGCAACUCGGGAGGAAGAUUCUACUAGCUCUGCCUCAGAAACUGAAAGAGAAAUUAAAAGGGGCAAAACCUCACGAAAACGAAUCUCCAAAACACAAGAAAAAGGGAGUAGUCAUAAGAAAAUAAAACAGAGAGAAAAUAGCAUUGAGAGAAAUCCUGAAGAUGGUGAUACAAAGAUUCAAAAAGAAGAGUCCAACCAAAUAAUUACUGAAAAUGUGAAAGGGCCAACAAAACAAGGAAGGAGAGGAAGAAGACCUAAAGCAAGAGGAAAUGAUUCUGAUACUCCCCAUAAAAAGAAAGCUCUCAAACCUUUUGAAACACCAUCAAUAGCUCGACUUAAAAGAACAGGAGAGCCAUUUUUACAGAAUGGUCCAUGUUGUGAAGUAGCCCCCAAGUUGUCGAAGUGUAGAGAAUGUCGAAUGACUCCUCACCAAAGAAAUAAGAAAAUGCCAAACAUCUUCUGCAGGUUCUACGCUUUCAGAAAGCUUCGUUAUGGAAAGAAUGGGGCAAUUCUCAGUGCAGGAUUUUCUGAGCCUUCUGAUGCUUCAGAAGAAGAUUGUAGAUUAUGGAUGCCAACUACUGAUUCCCCUCCUGAUGACUUGGAUUUAGAUACAGCCAAGUUCUUGCUGACCCACGUAGGUGACCAGUUCUGUGACUUGGUGAACCAGGAAAGAGAAGCUAAGAGUAUUCAUAUGUCAGAAAACAAGAUAAUAACUUGGAAGCAAGUAGUGCAGGGAGUUCGGGAAAUGUGUGAUGUAUGUGAAACAACCCUCUUCAACAUUCACUGGGUUUGUCACAAGUGUGGCUUUGUUGUUUGCAUAGACUGUUAUAAGGCAAGGAAGUAUGGCACAGUAAAAGAGGAGGACUGCCCACCAAAGGAUAGAGAUGAGUACCAGUGGCUACUUUGUAACAACCGACUACCCCAUGAACAAGACAAGCUGAUGCUAACUCAGAUCAUUGCUGACACAGCUCUUUGGGAUGUAGGGAAGAAAUUGCACGAGUUGCGAGUAAGAUGGAAUAUCACUGCGUAUUGUAAGUGUCACCAAAAUUCCAAGGAAAAAAAUACAGAAGGCAAGAAGUCCACAAAUGGUAUCUGCAAGCAACUCAUGAGUGCUGUGACCAAGUGUUUUACAGAGAGAGAGACUGGUCCUGUGAAUGGUUUGGCAGGACAAACAAGGGCAACUAGGAAGUCCUCUAAAGUCAAUGGCAUUUCCAACCUGAUCAACAAAGAAGAAGCUUUAUGUGGUUAUAGUUCAGAAAGUGGAGGAUCACCUCUUAGCUGGUUAGCUGAUGUUGCCUUAAAUUCUUCUGGAAAAAUGUUGGACAGAGGAAAGAAUGAAAGAUUUAUAAAAGGUAAUGAAAGUUCUUCCGCUUUAGUUGAAAAAAGUUCCGAUGAAAUACCUGGCAGUGACGAUGAAAGGAAUGAUAGUUUUUCUACAUUAAGAGAACUUCUGAUUAGACCAAGUGGGAAAAAUGGUAAUGGUGGUAGCAGCAACAGUAAUGUAAUAAACAACCAGAGAAAGACACUGACCAGCAGCUUGGAAGAGGUAAUCUCAUGUGUCAUUGAACAUGGAGUAGGCAAACUAGACAAGACUGUUAAAGAAGAGAAACAAUUAAAAUACUUUGUACGUCGAUAUCCAAAAGUUGAAAGGGGUAUGGGACUACCACCAAUCAGGGUUUUUACGCUGGCAGAAAGUAUGCUGCUUUAUCCAGAUGUCCCUCAUUCUUGGUUAUGUAAUGGAAAGUUGCUACUUCUGCAUGAUUCUCAACACAAUGAAAAUCUAAGUAUUUUCCAGGAACAGUGGAAACGUGGACAGCCUGUGAUGGUUGAUAAUGUGACUUCCAAGUUAGACAUGAGUUUGUGGCACCCAGAGAGUUUUACUCGAGACUUUGGAGAUGUUAAGAAUGACUUGGUCAAUUGCAGAACUGGUGCAAUAUUACCAAACCUGCCCAUGAGGAAGUUUUGGGAUGGAUUUGAAAGUUUUUCUAAGCGAAUGAAAGAUGAUAAUGGAGACUAUAUGCUGCUGAAAUUGAAGGACUGGCCACCAGGUGAAGAUUUCAGUGAACUACUGCCUUCACGUUUCCAAGAUUUAAUGAAUGUCCUUCCUUUGCCAGAGUACACUCACCGAAACGGACUUCUGAACCUAGCUGGAAGACUUCCAGAAUGCUUUGUACGGCCAGAUUUGGGUCCCAAAAUGUAUAAUGCUUAUGGUUCAGCUGUUUAUUCAAAGAAAGGAACUACAAACCUUCAUCUUGACGUCAGUGAUGCUGUAAAUGUUAUGGUUUAUGUGGGAAUUCCUAAAGAUGGGAAGAAUGAUGACUACAUUGAAGAGGCAUUUAAAGCUAUAGAAGAAGGUGGAUGUGAGGUAUUGACUCAGAAGCGAGUCCGAGAAAAAGGGAUGAAGCCAGGAGCCUUAUGGCACAUCUAUAAUGCUAGAGAUGCUGAUAAGAUUCGAGAUCUUCUUAAUAAAGUGGCCCUUGAGCGUGGAGAAAAGCCUGAAGCACACCAUGAUCCCAUCCACGAUCAGAGCUGGUAUAUCAAUGAAGAGCUUCGAGACAGACUGUACAAAGAGUAUGGUGUAGAGGGUUAUGCAAUUGUCCAGUGUCUUGGAGAUGCUGUUUUUAUUCCUGCAGGAGCUCCACAUCAGGUUCGGAACCUGCAUAGCUGUAUCAAGGUUGCAGAGGACUUUGUCUCUCCAGAAAACAUUGCCCAUUGCUUCACCCUCACACAAGAAUUCAGGGAUUUGACAGAUACCCAUACUAACCAUGAGGAUAAACUUCAGAUAAAAAACAUUAUUUACCACACCGUGAAAGAUGCCCUUUCCUUGUUAGAAGGAAAAGAACCUGACAAAAAGAAGUGAAACCAGUACUUAUUUUUAUCCUGACAAAAAUAGAUUUGAACAGGGUUACAUCAGACCAUCUCCUUGUGCAAGGACCAUUUGAAGAAAGUCGAUGAAAACUAUAACCUUGCCUACACAGUGCAAUGUCAAGAACAUUUUAAAACAAUUAAGCUCAUGCAUUACCAAGCAAAAAGAAAUUUUAAGUGUUUGAAACAAAUUCCUGUUCUGACAGUAUUAUGCCCAAAAUAUUAGAAAAGAUUUAGAAGAAACAACCUGAACCUAUGCUUAUAGUGUCAUGCCAGAAAUACUUGAAAGAUUGAUACAGUAAUAAGGAAUAGACAAUGUGAUGGAGAAAACUGUUUGUCAUUCAAACCACGAAAAAGAUUACCAAGUUCAUGGUGUAAAAUUAGAAAAGAUGUAAUAGUCUUUCUAAAAGUAAUUACACAAUAUUUAUUCCAUGAACUAAAUGACAUGCUAGACAAAAUGUCACAGUGAUUCUGGGUUACAUGGUGCUGAUUCUUGUCUAAACUAAAACUACUAGUUGUCAAGGAACACUGACAACACUGAAGUGCAACGAAGAGAGAUGUUUCAAGUACUUGCCAGCUAUGGAUCUUUUUCUAAUAGUAAGAGCUGUGUCAACCUGAGUACAAAAGACACCAAUCUGCAGUAAAUCUCUGUGACCAUUUACAAUUUUAUCUGUUGUUUAUAUAAAACAGUAUCAGUUUUGUGGGUUAAUUAUGCUCAAAAGAAUGACUGUAUCAUUAAUCAUGAGCACAUCCAGAAUGUUUUCCUAUCUUGUUCCUACCUAAAAGUUUCCAGAACACUGAUUUUAUGAUAAAAUGUUUUUAUGGGCUUCAGAAUUCUGAGUUUAUUGUUUUUGAAAGCAGUUCUGGCUGCAUUUAUCUUACUGUUAGCUAAGGUAAGUAGGGUAACUCUUCAUAAUGGUUGUGUUACAUCCAGUAGUUAUUGGUGUACAGUAAAGUUACUUAACAGCUCAUAUGUGUUAAGAGAGAGAGAUCAAGUUGCUCUUAGUCAGUUGUGGUUCUUUAAACAGUCAAUGUUUCUUGUAAUUUAUUUUCAGUCAGGUUCAGAUGGUUUCCAGGUGAGGCCAUCUGGACAUACUGAAACAUUUCUUACAUUUAUGAAUGUUUUUGUGAGCUGUACAUGUGGUUGUAUUUAUCUCUGUCCAUGGCCACUUUGCACCAUAGAAUUAUGUAAAUAACAUUAUUUAAUACUACAAAAAAUCUUAAUAAAGUUUCUAAACCUCAGCAGAACUUUUCCUAGAAUGACUAAAUGUUAAAGAAUCAUUCUGUCUACCCACCUAAGUUUGGACGUUCAUCACCUCUCAUAGUGUACGUAUCUCAUAGCAAUAUUUUUAUAUUGAAUUAUAUGUAAACUUUUCUGUAAGUAUGAAAAUUGUUUUUAUUUCAAGAUGUAUUUGCCAAUGUUGCUGGUUCAUAUUAAAGUGUUCAGCUUGAGUUUUUGUAAAGGA